Myripristis murdjan (pinecone soldierfish) is the source of this 9474-nucleotide messenger RNA. It is a transcript of the gene arfgef3, whose product is annotated as ARFGEF family member 3. Gene Ontology annotation, biological process: regulation of ARF protein signal transduction. NCBI's taxonomy places the organism in Eukaryota, Metazoa, Chordata, Actinopteri, Holocentriformes, Holocentridae. Gene Ontology annotation, molecular function: guanyl-nucleotide exchange factor activity. The coding region runs from base 358 to 7326 and encodes 2322 amino acids. The transcript has 41 exons. The record is from RefSeq and is a predicted model, not a curated record.
GGCAGCGCUGUAAAAAUAAAUGACAGACUAACUGAAUGUACUCUUGUCUGAACGUAUGACUAGUUUUGAUUAUUUUUAUUGCUGUUAUUUUCAUCCUUAUUAUUACAGAGGCUAAUUCAUAAGCGCCAUUCUGGUUGGAAACCGUAGGGGGGAUUUCUGCAGAAACAGGUACUUCCUCCUUCCAUCUUCAGCGGGUUGACGGCCCGGCCUGACAUCAUUGGCUGGUUGGAGGAAUGAAUCAUCGCCUUCGGGGGAUUCAGGGAUGCUGUCAGUGUCAGUGGGCCCCCUGAAAACACACCGCCCGGCCCGCCCGUCCGUCACUCUUCUUUAUUCUAACGUUUAUUCUAAGGACCGACCAUGGAGGACAUCCUGCGGAAGCUGCAGAAAGACGCGUCCGGACACAAGCACAAAGCCAUCCGCGAUGCUUGUGUCUACGCCUGCGAAACCCUUGAGUCUCAGAAUGGAUCAGCCAAGAUUUCCCCAUCACAGCUUCGAGAGCGCUGUCUGCUGCCGCUACAGAUGGCUCUGGAGUCUAAGAACACUAAACUGGGACAGACGGCACUUACUGGCAUGCAGAAGCUGCUGUGUGAGGACAGGUUUGUAGGCGGGAUUGGGGUAGAGACGGAGGUCCUGGAGAAACAGCUGCUGAGCCAGAUGUUGGAGGCCAUCAGAGUCACCCCAUCUCUCCAUGAAGAUCUCCAGGUUGAAGUCAUGAAGGUUCUGCUGUGCAUCACCUACUCGCCAACCUUCGACAUCAACGGAGACUCCAUCCUGAGGAUAGCAGAGGUGUGUAUCGAGACCUAUGUAUCCAGCUGUCACCAGCGCAGCAUCAACACAGCAGUCAGAGCCACGUUGAGUCAGAUACUGGGAGACCUGACGCUACAGCUCCGACACAGACAAGAGGGUGUAGAUGGAGAUGAGGUGACUGCACCUCCAUUGCAAAGGAGAGACAUUUCUCCUACCAGCCAGGCUCUGUGUGAGGAUGUGGUGACGGUGCUAACAGUGUUCUGUGAGAAGCUAGAAUCAGUGGACAGUGAUAAUCAGCUCCUUCAGCUCCUUUACCUAGAGUGCAUCCUCUCUAUGCUCAGCAGCUGUCCUCCCACAAUGCACCUGUCCAGAGGUUUCACCGACCUUAUAUGGAAACAGCUGUGUCCGUCCCUGGUGGUGAUCAUGGGAAAUCCUGUCAAUGACAAAACCAUCACCUCCCACCACAGCCACAUGGGGGCACCAGACCGAGACCGAGUCUCAGACAGACUUGGUCAAGGGAUCAGCCCAGACAUAGAGUCUUCGUGUGGAGGCGUGUCUGAUCAAGGCAGAGGGUCUGGGUGCUCCUCCAGUGCCCCUGCCAGAAUCGCACCAGUCGUGCGGACAGUGUGCUACAUUGCAGCGGAGCUGGUGCGCCUGGUGGGCUGUGUUGAGUCGAUGAAACCAGUGCUGCAGUCGCUCUACCACAGGAUCUUAUUGUACCCUCCUCCCCAGCACCGCACCGAGGCUAUCCGCAUCAUGAAGGAGAUCCUGGGCAGUCCCCAGCGGCUCUAUGACUUGGCUGGGCCGUGCGUGGCUGAGCCUGACACCAGGAAGCGCUCCUUCUCCAAGAGGAAGUCCCACCUGGACCUGCUCAAACUGGUGAUGGAUGGUAUGACGGAGGCCUGUAUGAAGGGUGGCAUAGAGGCGUGUUACUCAUCAGUCUCCUGUGCCUGUGCUCUGCUCGGUGCCUUAGACGAACUCUCCCAGGGCCGCGGCCUUCAGCCCGAUCAGGCUCGCUUGCUCCUUAGACGACUGGAUGAUCUAAAAGAUGGGGUGGAGUCAACACGUGAGUCCAUGGAGAUCAACGAAGCCGACUUCCGGUGGCAGAGACGCAUCCUCUCAUCUGAGCAUGCUCCGUGGGACCCCAACUCCGUGUCAUCGUCCUCUAACAUGGCUGCUGCUGCCACCGAGCGCAGCCCCGACAUCAGCAUCAGCAUCACCACAGAAACAGGCCAGACCACUCUGGAUCUAGAGGCGGGGGAGCUUGGCCUGGGAAUGGGCCACACCACGCCCGAGGAAUGCGGGGACGAACCACGCCUCCCCUCGCCCUCCUCCUGCAGCGGCUUGGACGGAAUCGAGCGCGAGCCGAGCCUCGAGCCGGGCCUGAGAGGCCACCAGGAGGGAGACGGAGGUGCAGGAGAGCUUGGAGGACGAGGAGAGAAAGAGAGGGCAGGAGGAAGAGGAGGAGGAGGAGGAGGAGGAGGAGGAGGAGGAGGUGGGGCGGGAGUGGAGAGAGGAGGCAUGGUUCCACCUGAUGUGGUCCAGCGGAGCCAUGCCCUCGUAUACCCGGAUAUCACCAAUUUCCUGUCUGUGGAGUCCAGGGCCAGGUCACACCAUGGAGGAGGGUCACGAUAUAGCGAGAGCAAUUUCAGUGUGGAGGAGCAAGACCUGUCGCGGACAGAGUUCGACUCGUGUGACCAGUACUCCAUGGCGGCUGAGAAGGACUCAGGCCGCUCCGACGUGUCUGAUAUCGGCUCCGACAACGUCUCUCUGGCUGACGAGGAGCAGCAGACGCCUCGCGACUGCCCGGGCCACCGCUCCCUGCGUACCGCUGCCCUGUCGCUCAAACUCCUCCGUAACCAGGAAGCCGACCAGCAGAGCGCCAGGCUGUUUGUCCAGUCACUAGUGGCGCUGCUGCCCCGACUGCUGGGUUUGGCCAGCACCACAGACGUGGACCUGUCGCUGCAGAACUUCUCCUCUACAUUCUGCUCUGGACUGCAGGCUGGUGGAAUUCAUUCCCCCGGCUUUGAGGCCGGUGACAGUCUGAGCUGCCAGGCUCUGAUGAAUGCCGACGGCCUCUACCUGGUGUCUUACUACGCUCUGCUGCUCAACCUCAAACUAUGCUGCUGUGACUACUACCGACGCCGCACACUAGCCCCCGUCCUCAGCCUGAAGGAGUUUGUGCGCCUGAUCCAGAGCAGCGGGGUCCUGGUGGUUCUGUCCCAGGCCUGGAUAGAGGAGCUGUACCACCAGGUGCUGGAGCGCAACCUGCUGGCUGAGGCCGGCUACUGGGGCUCACCGGAGGACCACUCCCUGCCGCUCAUUACCAUGCUGACAGAUAUUGACGGUCUGGGUAGCAGCGCUAUUGGAGGCCAGCUGAUCAGGAGGGCUUCCAGCCAGUCACCAUUCAGCUGUGACAAGGCAGUCAGUGACACUAUCAUGGCAGGAUCUGUGUUCGCCCGCUACAUCCUCACCGGUGUGUGGAAAAACCUGAUUGACGUGCUUUCCACCCCGCUGACGGGCCGCAUGGCAGGAAGCUCCAAGGGUCUGGCCUUCAUCCUGGGAGCUGAGGGGGUCAAAGAGCAGAGCCAGAGAGAGAGAGACACCAUCUGUCUGAGUUUAGACGGCCUGCGCAAAGCCGCCGCCCUCAGUUGUGCCCUGGGUGUGGCUGCCAACUGUGCGUCGGCUCUGGCCCAGAUGGCUGCAGCCUCCUGUGUGCAGGAAGAGAAGGAGGAGAAAGAGGUGGGCGAAACGGGAGAUGCCAUCACACAAGUGAAGCACCGUGUUGAGCAGCGUCUGGAGCAGAUUGGUCGUCCACAGGGAGUCCGUCUCCAUACAGCCCACGUGUUGUGCAUGGAUGCCAUCCUGAAUGUUGGCCUUGAGAUGGGCAGCCACAACCAUGACUGCUGGCCACAUGUCUUCAGGGUAAGCGAGUACAUCAGCUCGCUGGAGCACACCCACUUCAGUGAUGGCUCAUCCCAGCCUCCCACCUUAACCACCAUCACGCAGCAGAGCCAGCAGGCCCAACAGGCCCCGGGCGUGGACCUCGGCCUGGAGUUGAGCUGCGAGCCCAGCCCAGAGGCCUCAGAGCUGGGCCUCAGCCAGCCCGUCAUCCAGCCUCUGUCCAUCCAGGAGCUGCUGAGGGAGACCAGCAGAGGAGGACGAGGGCUGGACCUGAAGAGCGGGAGCCUUAUGACUGGGACCAGCGCUGCUAAAGCUGUGUGUACGCUGUCCACACAGGCUGACAGGUUGUUUGAGGAGGCAGCCACUAAGCUGAACCUGGUGGGUCUGGUGGGCUUCUUGCAGCAGCUGAGGAAAGCCUCUCAGUCUCAGUUGUUUGAUUCUGUUACUGAGACUGGAGACUACUCACUGGCCAUGCCAGGCGAGGCCAAGUCGACGUUGGACAGGCGCAGCGCUCUCCAUCUGUUCCGUCUGGGCGAGGCGAUGCUGCGGAUCGUCAGGAACAGGAGUCGCCCUCUGCUCCACAUGAUGAGGGCCUGGAGCGUGGUGGCGCCACACCUGGUGGAGGCUGCAUGCCACAAGGAGCGCCAUGUAUCCCAGAAGGCCGUUUCUUUCAUCCACGACGUUCUGACGGAGGUGCUGACGAGCUGGGCAGAGCUUCCACACUUCCACUUUAAUGAGGCGCUGUUCAGGCCCUUCGAGCACAUCAUGCAGCUGGAGCUCUGUGACGAGGACGUACAGGACCAGGUGAUAACGUCCAUAGGGGAGCUGGUGGAGAUGUGUUCCCCUCAGAUCCUGUCAGGGUGGAGGCCUCUGUUCAGCGCUCUGAGAACGGUCCACGGCAGCAAGACCGACACUAAGGACUACCUACUGGGAGAAUACUCCAUGGGGAAGUCCCAGGCUCCGGUGUUUGACGUCUUUGAGGCGUUUAUCAACACAGACAACAUCCAGGUUUUUGCUAAUGCCGCCACCGACUACAUCAUGUGCCUCAUGAAGUUUGUCAAAGGCUUAGGAGAGGUGGACUAUAAGGAGAUAGGAGACUGUGUCCAUGCAUCUGGUUACAGCUCCACUGACCUCUGCCUGCCAGCCCUCGAUUACCUCCGCAAAUGUUCUCAGCUGCUGGCUAAGAUCUAUAAGAUGCCAUCCAAGCCGGUGUUCCUGGGGGCGCGACUCGCCAGCCUGCCAAUGAGAACACAGGAACGCUCAAUCAGCAGCGAGGACGGGAUGGACUGUGUCCUGCAAGAGUUUGAUGAUGACACAGGUCUGAUCCAGGUGUGGAUAUUGUUACUGGAGCAGCUGACAGCAGCAGUGUCCAACUGCCCUCGCCAACACCAGCCUCCAACACUGGAGCUGCUGUUUACCCUGCUCAGAGAGGUCACUGCCAUACCAGGGCCGGGGUUUGCCAUCUUCUCAGUCAUCCAGCUGCUGCUUCCUGUGAUGUCGCUGUGGCUGCAGCGUAGCCACGGCGACCACUCCUACUGGGACGUGGCAGCGGCGAACUUCAAACACGCCAUUGGCCUGUGCUGUGAGCUGGUGGUGGAGCACGUUAACAGUUUCAUCCAUUCAGAUAUUGGCUAUGAGUCCCUGAUCAACCUCAUGCUGAAAGAUCUGUUCAAGCUGUUGGUGGCGUGUGUGUCUGAGCCCGCAGAAACCAUCUCUAGGGUUGGCUGCUCCUGUAUCAGGUAUGUGUUGGUGACGGUGGGCCCAGUUUUUACAGAGGAGAUGUGGAGGUUGGCCUGCUGUGCCCUGCAGGACGCAUUCUCUGCCACAUUGGAACCUGUCAAGAACUUGCUCGCAUGUUUUCGUAGCGGUUCAGACAGUUUUUCCGGAGACGCCUGUGAGGUAAAGGUCGCAGCGCCAUCCCAUUCCCCAUCAGCUGAGGCCGAGUACUGGAGGAUCAAGGCAAUGGCGCAACAAGUCUUUAUGUUGGACACCCAGUGCUCUCCAAAAACACCCAACAACAAGGAGGGCUUUGAGCACGCUCAGUCCUGCGUUCUUAUCAUCGAGCUGCCCUCAGACCAGCAGUCCAAUGGCCACACUCAGAAGAGGAUCCCUUUCCGGACCAUCGUGGUGAGCCUGCUGUCCCACCAGGUCCUACUCCAAAACCUCUAUGACAUCCUGCUGGAGGAGUUUGUAAAGCAGCCUGAAGGUCACGACAGGGUCACGCCCGUGACCUCUGACCCCGGCCGGCCUGCAGCAGGUUUCCUGCGCUACAUCUCAAUGACAAACUUAGCCAUAAUCCUGGAUCUGCUGCUGGACUCUUACAGAACGGCGCGGGACUUUGACACCCGGCCAGGCCUGAAGUACCUGCUGAUGAAGGUGUCAGGGGUGUGUGGAGCAGCCAACCUCUACCGCCAGUCUGCCAUGAGCUUUAACCUGUACUUCCAGGCCCUGCUGUGUGCCACGCUCAGCCAGGCCGACAGCAUGACGGCCCAGCAGGUAAAGCGGAUCCUCUAUGAGGAAGAGGAGGGGAGUUCUGACUCCUCCCACCCUGGCUCUGCCUCAUCAGAGGAUGAAGACAUCUUUGAAGAGACAGCACAGGUCAGCCCUCCCAGGGGCCGGGAGAAGCGACAGCAGUGGCGAGCCCCGAUCCCCUCCCUCAGCGUGCAGCCGCUGGGCAGUGCCGACUGGGCCUGGCUGGUCAAACGCCUCCACAAGCUCUGCAUGGAUCUCUGCAACAGCUACAUUCAGAUGCACCUGGACCUGGAGAGCACGCUGGAGGAGACGCCACUACUGAGGGGAGGAGCUGGAGGAGAUCAUGUGUUCUUCCUCCCGCUCUUUCAGUCUGAAACAUCCACCCCGACGUCAGCGGGGGGGCUUUCGGGUAAGGGGACCCCAUCAGAGGAAGGGGGAUACAGGUGUCAGACAGCGGAAAUGAGCGCAGCGUCCCCAGCAGAGACGCCCACACCCAGCCCAGGAUUCAGUUGUACAGGCAGCCUGCCACACCACUUUCGUACUGGAGGCGAGAGGAGAGACUCGUGUGUAGCAGGAAGCACAGUGGGAAGUGGUCCUGGAGCUACCAUUGGGGCCGGAGCCACCGGGCCAGGAAGGAGAAAGGAGUGGUGGGAAAGUGCCGGGAACAAACUGUACACCAUUGCUGCGGACAAAACCAUCAGCAAGCUUAUGAUGGAGUACAAACGCAGGAAACAGCAGCAGCAGCAGCCACAGCAGAGCCACGUGAACCUCUUCAUGAAGGAGCAGGGGAGGGCAGGAGGAGCAGGAGGAAGCGUGGGGGAAAGGAGGGGCCCCGUGGAGCCGCAGAGGCCCCCCCAGAGGCCCCAGCAGCUGGUGGAUCAGCAAGGGCCCCCACUAAGGCACUCCGUCAGCGCAGGGCCCGAGGUCCUUAGACAAGAGAAGAGGCCGCGGUCGGGCUCCACCAUCAGCUCUCACAGCAUCUCCCUUAGGGACUCGGAGGCUCAGAUACAGGCAUGGACCAACAUGGUCUUGACUCUCCUCAAUCAGGUCCUCCUCCUGUCUGACUCGUCCUUCUUGGCGCUCCAGCCGGCGCUCUACCCCUGCCUCAGCCAGCUCUCCUGCCACGUGACUGACGCCCGAGUCCGCCAGGCGCUGCGCGAGUGGCUUGGGCGUGUCGGCAGGCUGUAUGACAUCAUUGUGUGACAUCAUCGCAAAGGAAUGCAGAAACACUGGUGAAGGGCAUGAUUGGUUGGUGAGGGAGGUGAAGGGAUAAUGAAGAAUUUGAUCAGCACAGUAGAAUCAUUGAACGCCAUAAUUUGACGGUGUGAUUUGUGGAUUGACAAUGGCUAUGAUUGGCCAAUGAAGAGAUAUGAAGGGAAACAGGAAAAUUCACUUGGCAAACUAUGACAUCGUCAUGUGACAGCCAACAGAUUGUCAUGAUUGAUUGGCAGAAGAUUUGGUUACUGAAUGAGUGAUGAGGAUUGACAGAGACUUGACCUUCAUUGGUAGACUGUGACACUGUGUGACAUCAUGGUGGAUUUGAUGAAGGAUGUGAUGGGAAGAAUGGUGGAUUUCCUUGGUUUAUGAAGGAUUCCAUGGCUAAUGAAAAGGCUCUCUUGUGGAUGUGCUAUUCCUGCCCCUUGUUCCUUGGUGGGAUUCAUUUAUUUGUACACAUGCAAAUACAUACUUACACACAAGAAAGUAUGUGCACAUACAUGUACACAUUUUGUCCACAAUCACUAGCAUCCAUGCAAACAGCUAGGUGUUUGCAUGGAUGCUGGGAUCAUUUUGACAGUCCAUCAGUUGUCUUUUUGACAAUAAUAUAUUGUCACCAUAGAGGACAAAAACGCUACAGUGUUUCCCCUAGCUUGUCAGUUUGGAUGAUGUCAGGAGGCGGGGUUACUGAUGACUUGUUAGUGGCAUUUCAUUUAGAGAGCGUAUUAUCUCCUUUUUUCAGUUAUUUUAGUCAGUCUUGUAUAAUCUGUAGGCAUUCCAUUUAGCUGUCCAUUGUACUUAAAAGUGUCUCUUCAUCCAUUUUGUGUUGGUGCAGACUCACCACAACUCAAAGCAGUGCCAUUGUGCUGUGUCAUAGCUGUGUUGAAUUAUGGCCAUUGUAGUUCACUAACAAGCUUUAGGCACUUUGCAGCAUUUAGUCUUGAUUGUUUGAAAACCAUACUGGCAAGAACCGCUAGCUUCAUGCAUCACAGGACAUGAAAUGGAUGCAAAAUAGAAAUUUAUUCUGCAGGCUGCGACUAUAUCUGCGUGGGUCAUCCAAAUAUUAACAUUUUGUGGGAAACACUGGACUGUCUUGGUUCAUGAUCAGCAUGCCACAGCAAGUAGUGCUCUACUGGACAUACUAUUACACAGGUUCAGAGAUAAGGAUGUGCCAUGAUGCUGAGCAAGAGUCAGCACUUUGAUUGAAGCAUGGCUUUGAUGUCAGAGGAAUGCAGAGGACAGGGUGCAGGUAUUUCAUAGUGGUUAUCAAAUUGGUUUGUCCCUUCAUAUUUCAAUUUCAUUCCAACGAUGGCAAAAAGAGUAUGACAGAGGAGGCUGAAUGUGUGAAAGCUUUCAAAGUCCACAAAGGUGAUUCUGAUUGGAUCUGAGCCAGGGAGGAGAAGCUACAAUAGAAAUGUCUUCAGUUGACCAGAUGCAUCAUUUUUCUCAGUAGCUUUAGUAGCUAGCUUUAAACUAAAUGUACCACCAUUCAAGCUGCAGUAGUGAUGCACACUGCAGUGUUUUGGGCAACAUAAACAGACAAGACACAGGCUACAAAGUAACAUGUAGGAUCCAAAUUAUAUUCAAAUGUUUCCUGCUAAAGAGAUGUUCCUGUAUUGUUGAAGCAGCUCCUUACGAAGUGCUGCAUGUCUUGGCCCAACGUGUCCUGUCUUGCUGGCUGGGUGCCAGCAGCCAGAUGGCCAGUGGCUUAAACUGCAAACUGGAAAAUGUCAGGAUUUAUCAGAUAAAUUAAAAACACUUUCAUAUACAAUGCAUUUCUGUUUUGCUAGUCUCUGUUGCUGAUUGGGGAUAUUUAUGUGUUGGUAAGGUAUUUAGUUUUCACUUUUGGGAUUCGGACAUAAAAAAGACAAAGGCCGUUUUACCAGUCUUCUUUUACAGAGAUGAAAUAUCAGGCUUCAACAUUUUUUACAGUGUUGUGUUUCUCUAGCAUCAGAUUAGUUGGCCUUUCACCGGGAGACUCACCCAAAAAACGCAACACAUAUCAAGAAGUUUCAAAUAUUCACUGUUGGUUACCACCGAUGAUCCAGAGCCUAAAAAAUGGUAUUUGGGACAACCCUAGUUUACUGAAAUGUUGUCAUUUCCUGGUUCCAAACAAACUUUUUCUGUUACUUUUAU